Messenger RNA from Mucor mucedo, 373 nucleotides. RefSeq lists its product as uncharacterized. Bases 16 to 321 code for a protein of 101 amino acids. The record is from RefSeq and is a predicted model, not a curated record. NCBI's taxonomy places the organism in Eukaryota, Fungi, Mucoromycota, Mucoromycetes, Mucorales, Mucoraceae. The transcript has a single exon.
AAACUACAACAAAAAAUGGAUCCUGGACAUAAAUUAAUGCAACAUAUCAAGACGGUUCCCAACUUGGUCAGUGAAGAACCUAGCACAACUACACCGUCCAAUACAUCCUUUGUAGACCUACCAUGGAAUGAAUUUUCCAAACUACUGGCAAAGAACCGAAAGGACCGUGCAGAAAAAAUUAAAGAAAGUGCGACACCGCAAGAGGAUCAAGAUUUCACUUUAACUCGACCUCAAAAGGGUUCCGUCGAGAAUUUUUCUUUGGGAAAUUGGGAUGCUUGCACUGGCUAUCAAGAUAGCAAACAUAACUCUCAUUUACAUUAAAAGUCUAUUUUACAAUAAAAUAUUUCUUUUCUUUAGUGUGUCUAUAAUACAA